AUGUCCGCUGAAGAAACUGCUUCUUCGUCUGGCACUCAGAAAAUGCUCUUCGCAAACAAGCUCGAACUGGAGAUCUAUCCGCCUUGGAAAGAUCACUACAUUAACUACAUUAAGCUCAAGAAGCUUUUGAAAGAAGGUGUGAUCUUGCAGAAUGCCUGGACAGAAAAAGACGAGCAGAACUUUGUCAGUGCAUUGGAUUCUGACUUGGAGAAGGUUUAUUCCUUCCAAUCUGACAAGUAUGAUGUGCUCAACGAGUACUUGAAUGAGUUGCAGGCCACCACUGAGUCUCCCACUGCCAACUUCGAUGUCCAAUCGUUUUCCAACAAGUUGGAGCUGGUGUUGAACUUGGCUCAGGAGCUCAACCAUUUCCAGCGGUUGAACUAUACUGGAUUCAUCAAGAUUGUCAAGAAACAUGACCGCUUGCACCCUGAUUACUCGGUGAAGCCUUUGUUGAAUGUGAGAUUGAAGUCUUUACCUUUCCAUUCUGAGGACUACUCACCUCUCUUGUUCAAAAUUUCGGCAUUGUUCCAAUUUUUGCGUGAUAACUACGAUGUGGACCAGUCCUUGUCGAAAUUGAGUUCGUUCAACGAUGACUCCGCUGCCAAUGAGUACCAGUCCUUCAAGUUCUGGGUUCACCCAGACAAUUUGAUGGAGGUGAAGGCAACCAUCUUGCGUCACCUUCCCGUUUUGGUGUAUAAUUCCGCUGGUGAAAGUGCCUACAAUAACGACGAUGACGAUGAUGAUGACGAUGAUGACUUGGACGAGUUUGGCAACUUCUCGAAGAACGAUCCAACCAUCAACUGCUUGUACUUCGACAAUGAGAAUUUCGACUUGUACAACAACAAGUUGGUCAAGAGUGCCAAUGCUUCCACGUUGAGAAUCAAGUGGGUAGGUAAGUUGUACAACAAGCCGAAGAUCUACUUGGAGAAAAAAUCGUUUGAGAAAAGUUCCGAAACCUACGAUAUCGAUGAAAAGUUUGCCUUGAAGGAGAAGUAUUUGGACCAAUUCAUUAAUGGCAAGUUCGAUGAGGAGAAGUACUUGCGCAAGUUGGCUAAGAAGGGCGAGUCCGCUGACGCCAUUGAUGAGGCUAAGAAGCACAUUGAGUCUUUCUCCAAGUAUAUCAAGGAUAACCACGUGCAGCCAUGUCUCAGGACCACCUACAAAAGAACUGCAUUCCAGAUUCCUGGCGAUGAUAAGGUUCGUGUGGUGAUUGACUCGGAUAUUUUCUUCAUUAGAGAAGACUCGUUCGAUGACCAGAGACCAAUUAGAGAUCCAUCCAAAUGGCACCGUACCGACAUUGACUCCAAGGUGCAGCAGCCAUUGUCGUUGUUGAGAAAGGGAGAGUUUGUCAAGUUUCCCUACGCCGAGUUGGAGAUCAAGGUGAAAACCAAAAAGAAGGGUAAGAAGUCGCUCUGGAUUGACGAUUUGGUCCACUCGCACUUGGUGAAGGAGAUUCCUAACUUCUCCAAGUUCAUUCACGGUGUUGCCUCACUUUUCUUGGAGGACGAUAAAUUGGACAAUAUUCCAUUCUGGUUCAAUGAAUUGGAGUCUGAUUUGAAGGUUGAUCCCCAGCAAGCCUACAUUGAUACCAAGGAAAAGUUAGCCAAGUUGCAGAACGACGAGGAGAACUUGAAGAAGUUCAAGUCUAUGUUGAGCAACUCCACCACUACCACUGACUACUCGGCAAGAUCCAAGUCGUUUUCAGGAUCGAUUUUGAAUAGCUUUGAGCCUUCAAGACUGGUUGAUUCGGACUUGGACGCUAAGAAUGGCUUGAGCGCUGUGCCGGAGGCUAUUGUGGAGGAAGCACCUGUUUCGGGAGGAGAUUUGGACCAGUCUUCUGAUGAAGACUACGACGAGGAGGAGGAAGAGAUAAGAAGAAACCCAUUGGCCAAGUUAAUGAAACUUCCAAAUACCUUUUCCAAGUUGCUCGAUGUCGAUUCCGAGGAAGAAGAGAUCGACUUACCUAUUGGAGUUGCUAAGCCAGAAUCUUACAUCAAGAACGCUGGCCCAUUGAGGAUUGAACCAAAGGUGUGGUUGGCCAACGAGCGUACAUUCAACAGGUGGUUGCAUGUGACCACUUUGCUCUCCACGUUGACUUUCAUCAUCUACUCGUCAACCAACAAGGCCAACUCGUACGAAUUGGCCACGUUGUUGGCAUACGUGUACUUUGGCUUGACAUUGUUUUCGGGUCUCUGGGGUUACUAUAUCUUCAUGAAGAGAAGAAACAUUAUCAUGGAGAGGUCCGACAAGCAUUUGGAUAACGUCGUGGGACCUUUGAUUGUUGCCUUCGGCUUGAUUGUUGGACUAGUAGUCAAUUUUGUCUACGGAUUUAGAACCAUGGCACAGCAACAGAAGGGAAGCUUCUCGACUUUUGGCGUCGGAGAAGACUUCUUGGCCAAGAACCCUAUGCAUAAGAGCAUUUUGGAGUUUGUAUUCAAACUCGUUGGUGCAUAG
Sungouiella intermedia is the source of this 2454-nucleotide messenger RNA. NCBI's taxonomy places the organism in Eukaryota, Fungi, Ascomycota, Pichiomycetes, Serinales, Metschnikowiaceae. The record is from the annotation of a GenBank genome assembly.